AUGGAUCCUUAUCACAUUCUUUGUUCUCUGUGGCUUCCAGAGAAAAACUAACAGGCAACUCCCUUCAAGAUGGAGAUUUGCUACUGAAUACCUGAAUCACAUGAUCUAAAGCAAAACACUACGGGAGAGCUAGCUGAGAACAUCAACUGUUAAUCAUCAACCUGUUAGAGCUUCAGUGGAAUUUUCCAGUUUCCCUUUAGCAAUACACAUACAGGCAUUCAGUUCGCAAUGAAACAAUUGUACUUAACACUCCCUCUCUGGCACCCCCUUUUCUCCCUCCCUCCAUGCCACAGGAAGAGCGGGCCGUCAUUGCCAGAAGUCUGAACUGACCACGUGCAGAACGGCUGAAGGCCAUGUGCGCUCGUGGGGGCCCCGGGUUGCGCAGACCCCUAGCUGCAUUGGAGGACAUACACAUUUCCUAGGUGGAUUGAGGUAGGUGGCUGAGGUCAUGAGGUCACAAAGACCUCUGGGCAAAUGUCCUGGGAAGGCUUUACUCAUCAGGCAGCCCUGGUGCUCUGGAGGAAGACCAUCCACCUGUGCUUCAACACCAAGAGCUUGGCCUGUUCCACUUGCCUGGCCGCGGUUUCAUGGAUGAUCCAGUAGGAACUACCACAUUGAUGCUCCCACUGUCCAGAAAAGACCUUUAGACAGACCCACCUAUGAUCUAUGCAAGAAUGCACCUAAUAUCUCUUUCACCUCCUUUUCAUCUGGUCGCAGGGAUCUCUGUCCUGCUCCUCUGCAUCCCUUCCAAUGAUGCCUUAAUCCGCGCAGUGUACAACCACAAUGGCAUCAGCCAAGAUUUUGAUGCCCUGCCUUCCCAUUUUGGACCUUCUCUCCACCGCGAAGGUCUUCUGGGUCACCUUGUGGAAGCCAAGCCAGCCAACGCCUGCCAACCCAUCGACACCCCACCGCCGGCCAACAGCUCCUCCACUGCCUUCAUCGCUCUCAUCCAGAGGUACGACUGCCCCUUCACCACUAAGGUCCUUCACGCCCAGCGAGCCGGGUACCAUGCCGCCAUCGUGCACAACGUUGACUCGCAGGCUCUGGUGACCAUGUUGGGUGAGAACGAGGCCGUGAAGGAGUCGGUCAGCAUCCCUUCCUUGUUCAUCAGCGAGUCGGCUUCCACCCAGCUCAGAAGGAUCUUCCAUUAUGACCAAACCGCUUACAUCAUCCUCGUCCCUGAAUGCCAUUGGCUGUCCUGCUGGGAUGCUGAGCCCAACUGCCAAUCACAUCCUCAAAGGUCUAGGCAAGGCCUCCUGAAGCAGACAUUCCCUUGCCUGCCGACGCGCUGCCACUUGUUCAACGGUCUCCAUUACCUCCUGUUUGGCCUCACCCUGGUCAUCUGGGUGGUGGCCUUGUAUGUCCUCUGCUGCUUUUAAUGACUUUGGGGUUCGGAAGCCAGCAUGCAGCUAGACAGAUGUUCCUCAAGGCACUUUAUUCGGCAAACUUGCAAAAUUAAUACAUUGUCCACAAAUGAGAUCUUCUGUGGCUUCUUCUCCUUCACUUCUCCCCAUUCUCUGAAUGGCUCUUUGUCAACCUGGUGUCCUCCAGAUCACCUCCCACUAGCCUCACAAAACAUAGUCAUUUUGGACCACAUCUCUCAUCAGUCCCACAAAACAUAGUCAUUUUGGAAAUCUCCCAUCAGCCUCCCGCAAACUGUUCCAUCAUCCUA
This is a messenger RNA of Podarcis muralis (Common wall lizard), 1672 nucleotides long. RefSeq names its product E3 ubiquitin-protein ligase RNF167-like. Lineage: Eukaryota; Metazoa; Chordata; Lepidosauria; Squamata; Lacertidae. The record is from RefSeq and is a predicted model, not a curated record.